Molecule: messenger RNA, 927 nt
Organism: Aspergillus mulundensis
Lineage: Eukaryota; Fungi; Ascomycota; Eurotiomycetes; Eurotiales; Aspergillaceae
Exons: 1
Coding region: 1-927 (308 amino acids)
Source: RefSeq, a predicted model, not a curated record
AUGACGCAACCUUCAUCCAUAACCUCAGGCCACCUCUAUUUCCUGGAUAUCGGCAUCUCAACCCCCGAGUUCAACGGGCGCAUCCUAACCUGCAAGCCCGAUGGCUCCGGUCUCCGCGAGCUGGUAACAAACAUCGAAACGAUGCCGGAUGGAAUCGCCGUCGACAAACCCAACGGCCACAUAUACUGGACGAACAUGGGCAUCCCAUCCGCCGACGACGGGUCCAUCCAGCGCUGUGAUCUGUCCGGAGCCAACAUCGUGACGAUUGUACCCAAUGGCAUCACGCACACACCCAAGCAAUUGACCGUCGCACCGCAAUCGAAAAAGUUAUACUGGUCUGACCGCGAGGGCACGAGAGUCAUGCGGGCAAACAUGGACGGGAGCGAGGUCGAGGUACUGUACCGGCCUGACACGGCAGACGCCGGAAAUCCCUAUGAACAUUGGUGCGUUGGGAUCGCAGUUGACGAGGAGUCCGGGCACAUCUACUGGUCGCAGAAAGGCCCGUCCAAGGGCAACAAAGGACGGAUAUUCCGCAUGACUGUUGACCUGCAAGCUGGAGAGACAGUCGAGAACAGAAAGAUCGAGUGUCUUCUCGACACUCUUCCGGAACCCAUCGACCUGGAGCUGGAUACCUCUUCGAGAAAGUUAUACUGGACAGACCGUGGAGAUCAACCGUAUGGAAACUCGGUCAAUGUUUUUGAUCUUGACACCUUAAAGGAAACACCUGCAGCCCAACGGAAGCCCGAUGUCCUUGUCCGCAAACUCCAUGAAGGGAUUGGGAUUGCUCUGGACCCCAAGAACAACCGCAUGUUCUUCGGUGAUCUGGGAGGCUCGUUGUACAGCGCCAAUUUGGAUGGCAGCUGCAAGCAUGUUAUAUUCCCUGAUAUUGGGGGCGCGGUUACGGGUGUUGCUUAUGUGGAAGAAUAG